Messenger RNA from Phanerochaete carnosa HHB-10118-sp, 1318 nucleotides. RefSeq lists its product as uncharacterized. The record is from RefSeq and is a predicted model, not a curated record. The transcript has 6 exons. The coding region runs from base 52 to 1077 and encodes 341 amino acids. Lineage: Eukaryota; Fungi; Basidiomycota; Agaricomycetes; Polyporales; Phanerochaetaceae.
AAUAUCGUAUCGCACCUUGUAAGUUUGGUUCUAGUGCUCUAGCGAACAGUAAUGUCCUCCGAGCCAUCUUUGCACGCGCUUGCCAAAGUGCCCAGCGGAGGCAGCUUAGAAGAUGCGCUCGCGGACUCGCUCUCUGGCUUCCAGUUCAUCGAUACCACGUUCUACGCAUACACACGACGCAUGCAGUUCGGCAAAGCUACGAAACCACGGGCUGUGCGGGCAAACAGCGUUAUCCUGAAAGCAUCGAUUUACUUUCGUGGCCCGCACCCCAUCACCCCUUCAGAUGCAUUCUCGGCAGAGCACUUCGGAUCUGCAGACCACUACGAAUGCGAGUCGGACAGCGACCUAGAAGACGAAGACGACGGUGCCGACGCUUUCGGCAGUUUAUUGGCCACCCCUAGCGAGGUUGAAUCCGCCAAGGAGGAUAAGACAGACAAGAAGCCACUUGGCCCACUUGAAACCGAUUCGGCCAGUGGGGCAGUUGCGAUCAACGACGGUACACGAAUCGUGCGGGCGAACUCUGUGGCUGCAGACACGCUGGAAGCUCUCAUCUUUUACAUCUACGCGGGGAACAUAUAUUUCUUGCCGCUACGCUCUUGCGGUACGAAAGUCCGUGGGGAAGCCAAGGCCGAACACCACAUACAGCGUCGAAAUAGGCCUUAUUGUUCUUGCAAAUCUAUUUACCAAUUUGCCGAUGAGAUCGGUCUUGCGGAGUUGAAACAGCAAGCGGAGGUCUGUCUGUUCUCUCGAUUGGACGCCGGUAACAUCUUAGACGAGCUCUUUUCUCGCUUUUCCUCGCGGUACCCACACAUCUUGACUCGCCAGAUCAGAAUCUUGCUCGACAGCUACUGGACUGCAUCUACGCAAGCAGCUCUGUCUCGUAAGUUUCAAAGCGUCGUGUGCGGUGAUGUGCCGCACGCUGCCCCCAUGCUGCUCUCGCUUCUUUCGCGUAUACCCGCCACGCCCAAGCCAGCGGUGCUGGCAGACAUCAAGGACUCAACCUGCCUCCUGCACCUGUGCGAUCUGUCGCAGAUACUGUGCCGCCAUGACCAACAGUCCGCACCCUGCGACCCGUGACGUUUGAAACCUGGUCAGCUCAUAGUUCACUUGUCCUCCGCAGUGUGUGAUCAUGGUUCAGUGACCAAACCGUGACUAGGGUGGCAGGGAGCUAAUUAGGUGAGGCCCGCUGUUGUGAAUUGGAUUGCGCAGGCGGGGGAAUCACGAGUAAUCAACGGUAAAUUACUAGGAUAAUACAUCGUGUUCUUUUAUAGGUUAUCUACUUCCUAGUAUAUUCAGACCAAUACUAUCUACGCUGAGG